AUCCGCGAUUCUUGCAAAAGCUGCCCAUUGUGAAGAAGAACUCCUGACUGUGUCAGAUAAACAAACAGAAAUAACACUAGAUUGUCCGUAAAUGUGAAGACUGCGGAGAUUUAUUUAGAGUUGAGAUGGCAGAAGCAGCGGAAAAAGCCUAUUACCGGUUUGUGGUUCUGUUUUUUAACUGUAUGCUGACAUUCGGCUCUUAUUUCUGCUUUGACAUCCCUAGUGUCCUACAGGAGCAGUUUCAGGGGAAUCUGUCAUGUCCAAAUGGGACGGUGAGUAACAGCACUGGUAAUGACACCGGGACGUGCGUGGAGGGUUUGGGAAUGACGCCGCAGGAGUAUAAUCUCCUCUACGCCAUUUAUGCCUGGACGAAUGCUGUAGUGGUGAUCAUGGCAGGAUUCCUCAUUGAUAAGUUGGGAAACCGCUUUGGUGUGUUCCUCUUCUCAUUCCUGACCGUAUUGGGGUCGGCAGUCUUUGCUUUGGGAUCUCAUUUUAAGGGCACGACGUACCUGUUACCCCUCAUGCUGACCGGACGACUACUGUUCGGCUCCGGAAAUGGAUCCCUCACCAUCGUACAGAAUCGCAUCACAGCGUUCUGGUUCCGAGGAAAGGAGCUGGCACUUGCGUUUGGACUGACGCUGGCGUUCUCCCGCUUGGGCUCAGUUAUGAACUUUUUCUUUACACAGAGGUUUGAGUCUCUGUACGGGAUGCAGUGGACGCUGUGGGGAGGCACAAUCCUGUGUGUUCUUGGCUUCCUGUCGGCUAUUACCGUCAGUGUUCUGGAUAAGAUGGGUAUGAAGCAACUGGGAUUGGAUGGAGUCAUACAGGAGGAAUCACGAAAAGUGAGAAUUCAGGAUGUGAAGCGUCUGUCUCUCAGAUACUGGCUGCUGGUCCUCACUAUCAUGUUCUUCUAUAAUGGGAUCUUCCCCUUCAUCGCUGAUGCCAGUAAGUUUAUCCAGGAUAAAUACAGCGGGUACAGUCAGAAAGAGGCGGCGUAUAUUGCGGGUGCUGUUUAUGACAGUUCAUUGGUGCUGUCUGCUGCUGUCGGCAUCCUCAUUGACCACGUGGGUUUGCGUGGGGUGUUUGCGGUGUUGUGUGCAGUGUUGACACUUCCUGUGUUUGGACUCCUGGCUUUUACAUUCGUCCCUCCUCUCGUAUCAACCAUCUGGCUUGGCAUCACUUAUUCAUUUGCUGCUGCGAGUAUGUGGCCCUCGAUUCCUCUGGUGGUGCCGCAAGCCACACUGGGCACAGCAAUGGGUUUGGCCACAUCAGUACAGAUGAUUGGCAUCGGCAUUUCCAACCUGGUGGUGGGACAGAUACUGGGCACCAAGUCUAGUGACGUGAAGAUCCCGCUGUGGAGAUGGCAAUAUAUGAUGAUCUUCAUGCUGGCUAAUACCAUCAGCUGUAUUAUCACAUCUGGCAUACUCAACAUCAUUGACUACAGACAGGGGAGCACGCUCAAUAAGACGACUAAGAAGUCAGCUGCUCAGAACACCGCCACUCAAGCAGACAGAGAUCCGCUGAUAAACAAAGAGAGCGAAGAGACAGAGGAGAUAAAUGACGUUCCCUCUAUCAACAGGAGCUGAAGGAAUCACUUACACUCUUAACUGUUGUGCAUUUGCAUUGGACGGUUGCUAAAGGGAAAACACAUAUACUCUCAAAAGAGUGUCAUACAAUGUUCAGUAUUAACACUAACAUAAACAUAAAGACUUCAGGUACACUGCCCUGAGGAUUUUCUCAUGGGUCAGGACAAUCCUUUUACUCAACUCUUGACUGCCAAAUUUUAGCGUUGUUUUAUUUUUUAUUUUUAAAUAAAUUAGAUGGGUCAGUUACAUUUUCUUUUUUAUUGUGGAAUUGAUUAAGGAAGGUAUAGACUAAGCUGAUGUGGAAAUGGAAAAAGGACUGCUCCAUUGCGUCAUGACAUAAAGUACAAUGAUCAAACAGCCACUGGAUACAUCAUUUUACACAAGCUGGUCAAUAAUGUCACUUGCUUACUAAUUUGAGAGAAUUUGUUUACCAUGUUAAGCCAUUUUGAAAACAUCAGGAGAAAAGGUUAGCAGAAGGUGAUACGAGUCAAAUUCAUGUAUUGACUGACCUUGUAUUAUAAGAAAUUGCUUAUAAAAUGAAUUAAUAAUGUGCAUUUUGCAGUCCGGGUAUUUUAUGAAACAAAAAUAAAGCUUGUG
This is a messenger RNA of Xyrauchen texanus (razorback sucker), 2183 nucleotides long. It is a transcript of the gene mfsd1l, whose product is annotated as major facilitator superfamily domain containing 1-like. NCBI's taxonomy places the organism in Eukaryota, Metazoa, Chordata, Actinopteri, Cypriniformes, Catostomidae. Gene Ontology annotation, molecular function: transmembrane transporter activity. Gene Ontology annotation, biological process: transmembrane transport. Bases 126 to 1586 code for a protein of 486 amino acids. The transcript has 13 exons. The record is from RefSeq and is a predicted model, not a curated record.